This is a messenger RNA of Erythranthe guttata (spotted monkey flower), 2419 nucleotides long. Its product is annotated as DNAJ heat shock N-terminal domain-containing protein. NCBI's taxonomy places the organism in Eukaryota, Viridiplantae, Streptophyta, Magnoliopsida, Lamiales, Phrymaceae. The record is from RefSeq and is a predicted model, not a curated record.
CAGGCGAUCAAUUUUGUUCAGUAAUGGCGACUCCAGGCGGCCGGCAAUUGCCUCCGAACAAUCCAAUAUCGGCUUCUUCUGUAAAAUCUACUCUCAAAGCGUACUUCGUUCCGCUUCUUCUACUCGCGGCCUCGAUUUUCUUUCAGCUUGUCGUCGUCCCGCGUAAUUUUCCACCAUCGUACUACGACGUUUUGGGGAUUCCGAAGUAUAGUUCCAUUGAAGAAGUGACUCGGGCCUACGAAAGGAUCACCUCCGAAUGGAAUUCAAGUGUUGAAGUUCCUCCAACAGUAGAUCUUAUCAAGGUUCAAUAUGCUUAUGAGCUGCUGACAAAUCAGAUAUUGAAGAGAGAUUACGACAUAUAUAAUAUUGAUGAACAUCUUGAUGUACUUGAGAAUGUAAAGGAGCAUCACUCUGGGAAGCAUCUUUCCGAAAUUGACCUUCCAUUGAUACGCGAUGCUUCCUUUGAUCCUAUAGAUCAAGAUUACGAGUUUAUCAACGCCGGGAACUUCUUAUCCAAGUUUGAAGAUGACAAGGCAUUGCUACUUCAGAUAGUAUCAUCUGGAAGCAACCGCUGUGCUCAAUUUUCGGAAACAUGGAAGAGAAUUGUGAAUUUGCUGAAGGGGGUUUCCAAUAUUGGAGUGGUUGACCUCAGUGACGUUCAGCUUUCCGUAUACCUGGCUGAGAAAAAAUCCAGUGGAAAACCUUUCUUUAGAAGCGGAGUUCCAGCACUAUUGGCUUUUCCACCUGGGUGUAAAAGUUCAAAAUGUCUUCAUAGGUACGAGGGUGAGCUCUCUGUUGAUGCUAUCACAGACUGGUUAGCGACGAACAUCCUCAAUUUACCUCGAAUUCCUUAUUACUCGAAGGAGUCAUUGGUGCAUAAUUUUCUGGUCAAGAGUAAACCUCAUCUGGUUAAAGUAAUUUUCAUCUCGAAAAGUGGAGAACGUGCUACUCCCUUCAUUCGUCAGGCUGCAAAAGACUAUUCACCAUAUGCAACUUUUGGUUUUGCUCUAUGGAAAGAGGAAGAAUCUACUUUUUGGUGGAAUGUGUUUGGUGUGGAAUCUGCUCCCGCAAUAGUAUUUAUGAAAGAUCCUGGAGUUCAACCUGUUGUUUACCAAGGAUCAACCAAUAGUUCAAUGUUUAUAGAUAUUAUGGAGAAGAACAAACAUCAUGUGCUUCCUCAGUUGAGAAAUGCGACUUCAAUGGAGUUGGGUUGUGAUGUACAAGGCUAUUCACGUGCUGGAAUUGAUACCAAGAUAUGGUACUGUGCUCUUAUUGCUGGUAGACCAAGCCAAGAACUCAACAAAAUGCGUGAAACCAUGCGCAGAGUACAAGAGACACUUUCGGGUAAUGGGAAGAUAGACGACAUAGUUGAUCAAGACCCCUUAUCAGCUCCAGCAGCGUUAGCACAUGAACAAAAGCGACUUACAUUCGCGUGGCUAGAUGGUGAAGCACAGCAUAGGUAUUGUUUCUUCCACAUCCAUUCAGAAGAUAGCUACGAGACGUGCGGACCUAGGAGGGGUAUGACAGAUGUCGCUCGUUUAUUCGUCGUGCGUUAUGAGAUGAAUCCUAAAGACGAAAAGUUAGAUACCCAAAAACAGACAAACAACAUCUUCAAUGCUUUGCAUCAUACUGAAUCUGAUCCUGUAUCCACACUUGUUGCCAAGUACAAUGGCUCCACCGAUACUUCAGAGAUCAUACGGUGGAUUUCUCAAAUAAUUAAAGACGGUGACUCCAGAGAAAUUCCUCCUUUUAAGACGAAAGCUCCGGAAUUGGUGCCUGAGGAUUCAAGCCAUAUUUGGUCGAAGAGUUCGAAAAAGUUUAUUUCAUCGGGGAAGAAUGUGAAAAGUUGGAGCAGUGGAUUAAUAUCCAGUUUAUCUAAUCAAAUUGGUGAUCCAAGAAUCGGACCAUCUUUGCUUUUGGCAGCUUUGAUGUCAUUUGGUCUGAUUUGGCUCAACAGUAGCCGGUCAACUCAGUCCAGUAGCCAAAACGAAGCUAAUCAAAUAAAGGAUGAGGAUAAACCGAGUCGAAGGAGUCGAUCAAGAAGUGGUGCAAACCAGCUUUUCCCUCCUUCACUCACUGAUUCUGAGCCAAAAGAUGCACAACAACUACCGUUAUCAGAUUCUGAUUCAGAAUAACCGACUAGGAUUCGUAGAAAACGCCUCCUUUGUUUUAUUUAAUUUAGAAUUGACUUAGUGAAAAACGAAUUUGAGCAGAUUGAAUGUUCACACGAGAACCAGUCCAAGAGGCAAGAACACAUCAGAGAUUGCAAUUGAGUUGUGGUCAUUUUUACUAGUUGUUUUUUCUUGCUAUAUUGGAAUAAUAAAGUUGUACAUCUUCAAGUAAAUUGCAGCAACUUUGCUAGUUUAGAUUCUACUUUUUGAAAAUAUUUCGAAGAUUCCCGAAUGCGUGGAAAUCAUAA